UCAUGUGUCGCAUAUAUCUGCGGUACGCCAAUAGUCAUAUUUACUUAUUAUCUAUGAUGCAGUCUUCCGGAGCCAGGAAAGCGAUAUGCUCCGAGUUCGUCAAGUUUGGUAUUUAUAUCAAAUUAUGGCAGCUCGGCGUGCUCACAUCUUCAACACGUGAUCCACCACAACUCACCUCGGACGACAUAUCUCAGGCAAUACAAAGGCUUCCUGACGAAUACCAAGAGAUAGCUCCUAGCCUGGACCUCACUGUCGACACCAGCCACCUGGGACGAUAUGAGGUCAUCAUGGCAGAUUUCUUGGCGGAGAUAAACCGAGAUGAAGUGACCAAGAAGCUGUGGUACGUAGACUCCUAUGUGGACGAGGAGCAAGUUCGUUUGGCAGGUCAGCGACCCGACGGCUCCGAGCCCAGUGCGUCUCUCCAUGGCUCAACCGCCACCACCUCGUCGUCCCCAUCCACCACCGCUGUCGCACCGGAGAUGGUUUCGGCAACUACUCCAGAGGGCAUCACCGUCUCUUCUUUUAGUAACGGCGGUACGCCACCCGAUGCAGCUGAUGGCACCUCGUUGCCAGUCGAAUCUCCUGGCGGUGGACUUGUCGGUCGCCCUGCGACCUCACACAUGGCAGCUUCUGGCAUUCACACCAGGCCAGCACCUGCACUCGCGGAUGGCCAAGUGCCCUCUGCGUUCCCACCACCCACUCCAAGCUCUGCCGACGAAGAGCCCACGGCACUUGGCGCGGGGGCCUCGGGAGAAGGUAAAAAGAGGGCUAAGACUUAUUAACGAUGUACAAUUCAUAUCGUCCGCACUCUUCCGUCUUUCUGUUGCUAUUGUCUGUUAUGGUCAUAUAGGACGAUGUGUUGGAUACUCCAGAUACUCUCGGACUAGGGUCUAGUACAAUCUAUAUUAUAUGGAUGAUAUGCGAAAUGAAUGGGG
Messenger RNA from Phanerochaete carnosa HHB-10118-sp, 935 nucleotides. RefSeq lists its product as uncharacterized. NCBI's taxonomy places the organism in Eukaryota, Fungi, Basidiomycota, Agaricomycetes, Polyporales, Phanerochaetaceae. The record is from RefSeq and is a predicted model, not a curated record. Bases 54 to 782 code for a protein of 242 amino acids. The transcript has a single exon.